AUGAAAGAAUGGGAUGUAGUCUUUAACAAACCAAGAGCAACAAUAGUUUCAGAACAAGAAUGUAGACAGAAACUUAAGAAAAUAAAAGUCGUACAAGUUGGCAUGAAGAUGUUAGAUGCUUGGGAUAUCUUAUUGUCAAAACUUGAAGAUUUUUCAGUUCGUGGUAUAAAGUUUUAUACACCAUCUCAAAACUUCUAUUCUAUCUUCACUGGAUAUAAAUAUGAACAAGUAGAAUGGAAAGAAAAUAUUAUAGAAGCUUGGUUAGACCAUGUCAAAGAAAUUAUAUGCAAUGGAAACGAAAAGGUUUAUGAGUAUAUCUUAUGUUGGUUUGCAAACAUCUUACAACAUCCAAGUGCUAAGAAUGAAACUGCUCUCAUUAUAAUUGGAAAACAAGGAACAGGUAAGAACACAUUCUUUACAGAUAUCUUAUGCAAACUGUUAGAGGGCUAUUCGAACCCUAAUAUGACAAACUUAGAAAACAUCUGCGGUAAAUUUAACUCUUCAAUAGAGAAUAUGAAACUUAUAGUAUGUAACGAACUUCAAAGUAUAGAUACAACAAAAGUUUUGAACUCAGAUGCUUUGAAGAGUCUUAUAACAGACAAA
Trichomonas vaginalis G3 is the source of this 603-nucleotide messenger RNA. RefSeq lists its product as uncharacterized. The record is from RefSeq and is a predicted model, not a curated record. The transcript has a single exon. NCBI's taxonomy places the organism in Eukaryota, Parabasalia, Trichomonadida, Trichomonadidae. The annotation marks the transcript as partial.